Messenger RNA from Oryza brachyantha (malo sina), 933 nucleotides. RefSeq names its product ribulose bisphosphate carboxylase small chain, chloroplastic. Lineage: Eukaryota; Viridiplantae; Streptophyta; Magnoliopsida; Poales; Poaceae. The transcript has 2 exons. Bases 156 to 662 code for a protein of 168 amino acids. The record is from RefSeq and is a predicted model, not a curated record.
CGGCCUCGAUCGCGCUGCCCGCCCGCCACUGGCCAUCCGAUAGCUAGCCGGUGGUUUGGCUAUUUAUACAUACCCAGGAGGCUGUGCGCUAAGGCAUCCAAGAAGUGAGCUCGAGCAGCAGCAAGAGAGAGGAAGAGCUUGGGCUUGCUGCAGAGAUGGCCCCCUCCGUGAUGGCGUCGUCGGCCACCACCGUCGCUCCCUUCCAGGGGCUCAAGUCCACCGCCGGCAUGCCCGUCGCCCGCCGCAGCUCCAGCUUCGGCAACGUCAGCAAUGGCGGCAGGAUCAAGUGCAUGCAGGUGUGGCCGAUCGAGGGCAUCAAGAAGUUCGAGACCCUGUCGUACCUGCCGCCGCUGAGCGUGGAGGACCUCCUGAAACAGAUCGAGUACCUGCUGCGGUCCAAGUGGGUGCCGUGCCUCGAGUUCAGCAAGGUCGGCUUCGUCUACCGCGAGAACAACAGGUCCCCCGGGUACUACGACGGCAGGUACUGGACCAUGUGGAAGCUGCCCAUGUUCGGGUGCAGCGACGCCACCCAGGUGCUCAAGGAGCUCGAGGAGGCCAAGAAGGCCUACCCUGACGCCUUCGUCCGCAUCAUCGGCUUCGACAACGUCAGGCAGGUGCAGUGCAUCAGCUUCAUCGCCUACAAGCCCCCGGGCUCCGACUAAUCUCCUCGCCGUCGUCGUCGUCACCGCCGUCGCGGCGUUGUUCACAGAUUGAUGCUUUCGUUUUGCUUUCGUGCAUUCCCCGUGCGUCUCUGUUUGUUCUUCUCCGAGUUUGUUGUAUUUACCCGGCCGUGCUGCUCUGCUUCUGUUGUGUUUCACGUGAUCUCUCUCUGACUUUGGGUCUUGAUUGUAAGAGUGCUUAUAUAUGACUAUAUGUUGUUGGAUGAGGCAUAUGUGAAUGAAAUCUAUGCAAGCUCCGGCUAUUUGUGUAAAA